AUGGGUUCAACAGAAAACUCUGUAAAAAUUCUGCUGCUUGGUGCAGGUGAAACUGGAAAGAGCACCAUCAUGAAGCAGAUGAAGAUUCUGUACCAUGGUGGUUUUACUAAAGAGGAGCAGCUGGAGUUUAAAGCAGUGAUUUAUGGAAACGUAUUGCAGUCUGCACUCGCCAUCGUUGCUGGAAUGGAGAAACUACAGAUUAAAUAUGACACAGAGAGAGCAACUGAAGACAGUUUGAGGCUACAGAAGUUGGCAGACUUUGUGGAGGAAGGGACGAUGCCAUCUGAAGUGACUGAGAUCCUGAAGAGUUUGUGGAGAGACGAAGGAGUUCAGAUCGCCAUCGAGAGAUCAGCUGAGUAUCAGCUCAAUGAUUCUGCUGCUUAUUACUUAGGGGAUCUGGACCGGAUCUGUGCUGCUGAUUAUAUUCCUAAUGAUCUGGACAUUCUUCAUGCUCGUAUUAAAACCAGUGAGAUAGUGGAGGAACAGUUCACCUUUAAAGAGCUCAACUUCAGGAUGUUUGAUGCUGGUGGUCAGCGUACUGAGAGGAAGAACUGGAUAAAAUGUUUUGAGGAUGUGACAUGCAUCAUCUUCUGUGCUGCUCUGAGUGCUUAUGACCUUGCACUGGUGGAGGAUGAGGAGGUGAACCGUAUGCAUGAGAGCCUCCACCUGUUUAACAGCAUCUGCAACCAUAAAUUCUUCAGCAGCUCCUCCAUCGUCCUGUUCCUCAACAAAACCGACAUAUUCCAUGACAAAAUCAGCAAAGUGCCGCUGACAACCUGUUUCCCAAACUACACAGGUUUGAACACAUUUGAGGAUGCGAGUAACUUCAUCAGGCAGCAGUUUGAGGAUCUGAACAACAAAAAAGGGUCAAAGCCAAUCUACACACACCUGACCUGCGCUGUGGACACAGCUAACAUUGAGAGCAGCUUUAACACCGUCACUGACAUCAUCAUCAAAAACCUGAAGGAGUGCGGACAGCUUUGA
Molecule: messenger RNA, 984 nt
Organism: Neoarius graeffei (lesser salmon catfish)
Lineage: Eukaryota; Metazoa; Chordata; Actinopteri; Siluriformes; Ariidae
Product: guanine nucleotide-binding protein G(t) subunit alpha-3-like
Exons: 8
Coding region: 1-984 (327 amino acids)
Biological process (GO): adenylate cyclase-modulating G protein-coupled receptor signaling pathway; detection of chemical stimulus involved in sensory perception of bitter taste
Cellular component (GO): photoreceptor outer segment; photoreceptor inner segment; heterotrimeric G-protein complex
Molecular function (GO): GTP binding; G protein-coupled receptor binding; GTPase activity
Source: RefSeq, a predicted model, not a curated record